Ruditapes philippinarum (Manila clam) is the source of this 5268-nucleotide messenger RNA. RefSeq names its product adhesion G protein-coupled receptor L4-like. NCBI's taxonomy places the organism in Eukaryota, Metazoa, Mollusca, Bivalvia, Venerida, Veneridae. The coding region runs from base 198 to 3200 and encodes 1000 amino acids. Gene Ontology annotation, molecular function: G protein-coupled receptor activity. Gene Ontology annotation, biological process: adenylate cyclase-activating G protein-coupled receptor signaling pathway; cell surface receptor signaling pathway. The transcript is spliced from 28 exons. Gene Ontology annotation, cellular component: membrane. The record is from RefSeq and is a predicted model, not a curated record.
UUCAUGCCUAUCGUCAUGUAAACAGAAACAAGAGACGCUUUUAUUUAAAUAUAUUGUAUAUGCUAUGUAACGUAGUUCACACAUACUUUAUCUAACACUUUACUGAUCUGCUUAUUUUAAAAAUAAAAUAAUUCAAGUGUUUGAAACGGGUCGAAAUAGCGGAAUUAAACAAAAAUAAACACAAGGACAUAAGAGAUAUGGAGUUUUUGUUUCGAAUAUACAUCGUUUACAUAAUCCUCCGUGGAAUAAAUGCAAAAGCUUGCAGCAGUGAUAAAGACUGCCUUUUUGCAAAGGGCAUGAUUUGCGAUCUACAAAACUUUCAAUGUAUAUACCCUUGUAGCACUGAUGCAAACUGUACCCAGGAAAUCAACAUGACUUGCAAUCUACAAAACUUUCAUUGUAUAUACUCUUGUGGCAGUGAUGCAGACUGUCCGAACGUUAACAACUUCACUUGCAGCAAUGUCAAUGAAUGCGAGUGUCCACCUAAUUAUUUCCUAUAUGACAAUUAUUGCUUUUACGAUUGUGGAGUUCCGCCAGUUUUUGAAGUAAAUGGAAUAAACUUCGACUAUUAUAUUAUCUUCAGUGUUGAACGUUAUUCUUUAUUUUAUGAUUGUCCCUCCGACGAUAUGCCCGUGAGUAAAAUCAUGAUAUGUCAAGAAGGAGGCUGGACCGAAAUGACGUCAAUUUUAUCCUGCUUACGUGAUUGUCAGACAGUUCCGGUAAUCGCUAAUGGACUAAUUACUCUUACACAAGAUGGAUAUACCCUGUAUGGAACAAUAGCGAAUGUUUCAUGUUCAACAGGAUAUAACGCUACAGUAGAUGUUAUACAGUGUCAUUAUUCAUUCGGAACAUGGGAUAAUGCAGCAUGUAAUUUAAUAGAUUGUAGUGCUGCCCCAAAAGUUGCAAACGGAAACGUAGCUUUACUCGGAGAUGGAAAAACAACAUAUGAUGCAAUAGCGGAGAUAACCUGUGAGACUGGUUAUAAAUCUUCUGUACAAACAAUACAGUGUCGUGAUACCGGGGUCUGGGAUAUUGCUACAUGCGAUUUAAUUGAUUGUAGUACUGUCCCAAAAGUUGCAAACGGAAACGUAGCUUUACUCGAAGAUGGAAAAACAACAUAUGAUGCAUUAGCGGAAAUAUUCUGUGAGGCUGGAUAUAAUUCCUCCGUGCAAACCAUACAGUGUCGUGAUACUGGGGUCUGGGAAAAUGCUACAUGCGAUUUAAUCGAUUGUGGAGAAUUAGGUCCCCUUGGCAAUGGUGAGAUUGACAUCUCUGCUGGCACUAAGUACAAAGCAACGGCAAAUUUCAGAUGUAAUGCUGGAUAUGAUAUUUAUGGUGCUAAUACAAGCACAUGUUUAUAUAAUGGCUCUUGGAGCGCGCCAGUUCCAUCUUGCUCUAUCAAAGGUUCAAUAUCUAGAACAUGCGGUGCUGGAGGGGUGUGGAACUUGUCCCAAUAUAAUUGCGUUCGUGAAUCGAUAAUAAAAGUUAAUGAAACGGUAUCAACGCUGAGUAAAAAUGCAACCGGGGAUGAAGUUGAUACUGUCUUAGAGGAAAUUUUAAAAGUGACAACCGUAAAUGAAACAACUGAUAACAACAGUACUUUAACUGAUGGAGAAUUAAGUGUUCUAUCUUCAUUGCUUGAGACAGUAGGGGAUGUGUUGGCAACAUCUUCAGGAAUCAUAAACGAAAACAUUACUGAUAAAUUCCUAGAAAUUGCGAGUAAUCUUGUCGAUGAGUCCAAUCAGGAGAGUUGGCAGUCUCUUUCUCAGUCGGAGAACAAUGAUGCGUCAGCAAGGGUGCUAAAGGCAGUUGAUUCCUUGGCUGAGGUCCUGAGUAAUUCCACUGAUGAUGGUCCCGAAAAUAAUGGCACCUUAAUCGUGAAGAAAAAUAUUGCGAUUGAGGUCAAAAAGGUUUCGAACAAAGAUGUUUUAUUUCCGGAUCCAGACAAAACAGUGUCAGAAAAAGAUGAUGCCAACGCCGACUGGUUUAAACAGGCCAGGAGCAGUUUACGCUUAGAAACAGCCGCUUUGAAAAAUAAAUCAGUGCAAUACGCUACAACAGCCGUCAUGUAUAGAGAUUUGUCGAAAAUCUUGCCAAACAAACGAAGCAAUACAAAUAACAAGGCGGAUGAUACUGAUUAUAUUAUAAAUGCACCCAUUCUUUCGUUGACAAUUUCACCACAAUUGGAUAAAUUGAACCCACCACUCCAAUUAAAUUUUACUCAUGACAUGACUAAUUUCUCCAAUCCAUUGUGUUCGUAUUGGGCAUUUCCAAAUGGUAACAUUGGACAAGGCUUUUGGUCUUCAGAGAGGUGUUUUGUAAAAACUACAAAUACUAACUACACAAUUUGUCUAUGUGACCAUCUGACCAACUUUGCUGUUUUGAUGAGCCCUUUCUUGGUGGCAGAUGCAGCAUCCAAAGCACUCCGAAUAAUUUCUAUGACCGGUAUCGGGAUCUCAAUAGCUUGUUUAACAGUAACCCUCAUCGUUUACAUUUUCUUUUGGAAGUAUCUGCAGAAUGAUCGCACCACUGCCUUGAUAAAUUUGUGUGUAGCCCUUUUACUUUCCUACAUUCUAUUUUUGGCAGGAGUCGACAGAACAGAAAGUAGUGUCGCAUGUGCUGUUAUUGCUGCUGUGUUACAGUAUAUAUAUUUGGUUGUGUUCUGCAUUAUGCUGGUGGAAGGCAUUGGAAUAGCUAUCACUGUACUAUAUGUGUUCAAAACAAAGUCAAGAAUAAGAAUCAUGCUUAUAUUUGCUUGGGUGAUACCUGCCAUUAUUGUGGGAAUUUCUCUCGGUGCUACACAAGCUGAAGGCUAUGGCAACGACAAUUUUUGCUGGUUGUCAGUUGAAAAUGGCUUAAUUUGGUCCUUUAUUGGACCUGCAUUAUUUAUAAUUACUUUCAAUGGAAUAUGCUUAAUUAUUGUGAUUCGCAUAAUGUUCAAAACUAAAGCAAUGGAGACGAAGACAGUUUCGGAAAAAAUAAAAACAAGCGUCUGGUCAUUGUGUGUGCUACUUCCUAUUAUGGGGGUGUCCUGGAUUCUAGGAAUAUUCUACGUGAAUGAUACCUUAAACUUCAUUCAGUAUGUAUUUGCAAUACUAAAUGGACUUCAGGGAUUUUUUAUACUUUUAUUUCAUUGCCUCCUGAAUGAACAGGUAAAGAAAGCUAUUCAGCUCAGAAAUAGACGGAGAUCUUCGUCUUAAGAAACAUUGAAAACCACGUGAUAAUAAAUGCUCAAUACCCUUCGCCGGAUAUGAAGUUUGCAACGCCGAUGGGAUAUUUUGGAAAUGGAAGACGAGCAGCUUCUUUUUAUGUUGAAUCAUGUGACAAAUGAACUAGAAAUAUUUCAAAAUCAGCUUCAAACGCCUUACAGAUAUCCAGUGACCUUAUUAAUGUUCAGCAAAACUUUGAUAAUAAAGACACGAUUCCAUGUGCACCAUUGUAAAAUGAAAGCCAUUUAGUGUUAUAAAGUGUGGACCUUUUCUAUUGUUUCUUGAUCGUCCAUAUAAACAGAAUUAUUCGUGUCAGCCAGUUCAAGAUAGUCCUAUACCCUAAAUGUUGCUUAGUGCGAUUUUUAAUAUGUGCAAAGAUUAAUUUGUUUUUACAAUUGUUAUCCAAAGCAAAAGUUUCGUGUUCAUAAAUUUAAAAAAAAAAACCCGGCCCAUUACCAAAUAAACUCAAAUCAUUCUGUGACAAUUAACCUAAGGAAAGUUCUGCUCAUUGCCAAGGCAUCGACAUCGUAGGGUUAGGUUAAGGGUUUGGUGGGAUUAUAUAAAAUAUCAUUUAUUUUACGCUUGACAAGAUGUAAACGAUUCAUAUAUAUCAAACUUUAUACCGUUUUACAUAUACACAUCAAAAUCAUCAGUGCUUCAAUGUCAACGCACAGCGGGAAGGGGAUUAUAGAAAUGGAAUCCGUAUGUCCGUCUAUCCGUCUGUCUUUCCGUUCAUCUGUUCGUAACACUUUCAUGUCCGCUCCAUAACUUUUAAACCGUAUAAUUUUUUUAAAUAACUUAGCACAAGUGAUCACCAUUAUGAGCCGAUGUGCAAAGCCCAAUAAUUUGGUUGCUACCCCCAAGGUUAAGGUCACGCUAGAAUGUCAAGUGUUAAAAUUGUACAUUUCUUGCCUGCUUAAUAACUUUUAAACUGCUGAUUUUUCUAAAUAACUUUUGCAAAUGAUCACCAUUUUAAGCCAAUGUGCAGAACGCAAUAUUUGGGUUGCUACACCCAAUGUCAAAAUCACACUUUAAAGUCAAUAGUUAAAAAGUCAACAUUCCAUGUCCGCUUCAUUACUUUCAAACUGCUGAAAACUUUUUGAAAUGACUCGGUACAAGUGAUCACCAUUAUGAGACGAUCUGCAGAGCGCAAUUAUUGGGAUGCUACCCCAUAUGUGAAAUUUAAAUGUUCUCCAUAAUGUCUUGACUGUAUGAAAUAUUUGGAAUUACUUGGCACAAAUUAUAACUAUCAAGGUCAAAGUUUGGUUAAGGUCAAGCUGUAAACAUUCAUUUUCUCUGCGGAAGCGGAUUAAGCUGUCCUUCAGACUGCCUUGUCUCACCUUGUCAUUAAUUUUGCGAUAUAGAAGAAAUUAAUAUUUUUUGAAAAUUAUAUCAAUUUUUCCUCAUACUAAAUUAGAAACGCAAGCGAUUUGAUUUGUAUAAUGAUUUCUGUUUUGUUUUGUGGCUGCGUACUUUUACUUGUAAUCAUAUUAGAAUGAUCAUAGAAUGACGUCAUCAGUUUUGUGUUGAACAUUGCUCUCAUUUCAUUUCUAACAUAAUAAAUGUUUCCUGUAAGAAUUUGUUUCUGAUUUAAUAUGUUUUUUUAAUGUAUUUAUUAUUUUCUGUUCAAUUAACAUUUAGCUGCUAAACGUAAAACAAUCUGAAUAUACGCUUCUUUUUUGGUCUAAGUAACUAAUGACAAUUUACUACUUGCAAUUCUUAAUAUGCCAAUACUUUGUCCUUAUACAUUUUUACUUUUUGCAAUCAUUUAUGAAUAAUUAUGUAUUAUACAAUAAAGAAUCAGUUACAUAUUUUCUUUACUGUAUCUUUUUUCAUUUUUUUUGUAUCUUUAUUCAGUUUUAUUAUGUGAACUUCAUUGUUGUAAGAAACGAAUAUCUUACCUUUUUAAAAUUUAAAUCCCGUUGACCUGGAUUAUUAAAAGUAAUUUUAGCGAACUUUAACCUUUAUUAUCAUACUAAAUCUACAAAGUUGUGACAACUGAUUCUGAUCACGUGACAGUUGCCAUCUGUUUGUAUAAUGUCUGUAUCGUUUUAAAGAG